AUGUCCACGCGCGGCAGAUCCCUGUCGCCAGCCAUGGAUGUCGACAAAGCCGGCGCCAGAGUCGUCGUGGUCACCAAUCUCACCCGAAACGUUGCUGAGACCCACCUUAAAACCAUUUUUGGGUUCUAUGGCGAUAUUGUCCAAAUCGACCUGCCAACAUUCGGGAAAUCCGGCCAAAAUCGAGGCAAAGCUGCCUUGGAGUACAAUGACUCUACUGCUGCAACAAAAGCGACCUCACAUAUGAACGGCGGGCAAAUUGACGAUCGCCUUCGCGCUCUCGUUCUCGCUCUCGUUCUCCGGGCUUUCGCCGCCAGCCACCACCCCGGACUCGUGACUCGUAUCGCGGACGACCAUAUCGUCGCGGUGGACCUCCUCCACGUGACACAUAUCGCCGUUCUCGCUCCCGGUCUCCAAUUCGUCGUGGAGCACAAGACAGAGUUGGCCCUCGCAGACGCUCUCCAAGCUACUCUCGGGGAGGAUAUAACCGUCGUCGCUCUCCUUCUCGCAGUCGGUCACUGCGUUCAAGCAGGUCACGUUCUCGCUCCAGAUCACGGUCCCGUUCUCGCUCUUAUUCGUCUUAUUCGCGGUACACAAGGAGCAGAAGUAGGAGUCGUAGCCGGAGUCGCUCUCGCUCAGUCAGUCGAGGGAGACGGAGUAUGA
This is a messenger RNA of Mycena indigotica, 660 nucleotides long. Its product is annotated as RNA-binding domain-containing protein. Gene Ontology annotation, cellular component: nucleoplasm; ASAP complex; cytoplasm. The transcript is spliced from 3 exons. NCBI's taxonomy places the organism in Eukaryota, Fungi, Basidiomycota, Agaricomycetes, Agaricales, Mycenaceae. Bases 1 to 660 code for a protein of 219 amino acids. The record is from RefSeq and is a predicted model, not a curated record. Gene Ontology annotation, biological process: mRNA splicing, via spliceosome. Gene Ontology annotation, molecular function: RNA binding.